This is a messenger RNA of Alnus glutinosa, 1513 nucleotides long. Its product is annotated as lipid phosphate phosphatase 2-like. Gene Ontology annotation, biological process: phospholipid metabolic process. The record is from RefSeq and is a predicted model, not a curated record. Gene Ontology annotation, molecular function: phosphatidate phosphatase activity. The transcript has 8 exons. The coding region runs from base 239 to 1210 and encodes 323 amino acids. Lineage: Eukaryota; Viridiplantae; Streptophyta; Magnoliopsida; Fagales; Betulaceae.
AUUCUCUCAUUCUUAAAAUUCCGCUUCUUUUUGUUCACUUUCUCUGUCAUCUCUCCCUGUUCCUCAGUACCCGUAAUUGAAAAGCAAAACAGAUCUUUACCUUGUAUACAUACGUCUCACAGUUUCAGUUCCUCCCCUCAUUCUCUCUUCGCGUAAAAAUCCACGCUCUCUCUCUCUCUCGCUCGCUGAAAACGUUUCGAAUUCUCUCUCAUCCGCAUAUAUUUUAAGAUUUUGAAAAAUGCCAGAAAUUCAAUUGGGUGCACACACUUUAAGAUCCCAUGGAGUUAAAGUGGCAAGAAUCCAUAUGUACGACUGGCUAAUUCUUGUGCUUCUUGUGGUGAUGGACCUCAUUCUGAACCUUAUAGAACCAUUUCACCGUUUUGUUGGAGAGGGGAUGAUGACAGACCUCAGAUACCCCUUGAAAGGCAAUACUGUUCCCUUUUGGGCUGUUCCUAUUGUCGCAAUAUUGCUGCCUUUUGCUGUCAUUCUCAUCUACUACUUCAUCAAAAGGGAUGUUUAUGAUCUGCACCAUGGCAUAAUGGGCCUUCUAUUUUCUGUAUUUAUCACUGCAGUCAUAACUGAUGCAAUCAAAGAUGGGGUUGGCCGUCCACGUCCAGACUUCUUUUGGCGUUGUUUCCCUGAUGGCAAAGGGGUGUUUGAUUCUGUCACAAGGAACGUAUUGUGCACUGGAAAUAAGAGUGUCAUUAAGGAAGGACACAAAAGUUUCCCAAGUGGGCAUACAUCUUGGUCCUUUGCAGGUCUUGGCUUUCUUGCUUGGUAUCAGGCCGGGAAAAUCAGGGUAUUUGACCGUAAGGGGCAUGUUGCAAAGCUGUGUGUUGUUUUCUCGCCGAUUCUACUUGCUUCUCUAGUUGGAGUUUCUCGAGUUGAUGAUUAUUGGCAUCAUUGGCAAGAUGUAUUUGCUGGAGGUCUUCUAGGGAUGACUGUUGCUUCAUUUUGUUACUUACAAUUCUUUCCAGCCCCAUAUGAUGUAGAUGGUUGGGCACCUCAUGCAUAUUUUGAGAUGUUGACAGAGUCUCGAAAUGGUGUUCAGUCAUCCACCAUCACAAAUAGUCGUCUUGUUCGGCAGCAAUCGGAGCUUGUAACUACACAUGUCCAAGCUCAACAUGACAUUGCAAUAUCAGGAGUCGAUAUCGGGGACUCGGACUCUGGCCCCAUGCUGGAUGCAUUGGAAGGUGGGAGAAGACACUGACGUAAAAGGCUGGAACUGCAGACAAAUACACUACCAGAUGUCCAUAUUCUUCAAGAUCAAUAGGAUGUGCGUGUGCAUGCCUAGGGGAAAAAGAAUAGAUAUUAGAACUCAAAAUUUUAACGUGGAACUAACUUGAACAAUCCUCAUUCCUUAGAUUGACUUGUUUUUAAAUUGUUUGGUUGUUAACCAGUGUGUGUUUUUCUAUUCCUUUGGUUAUGAUAGGGCUAUAGAAGUACUGACUGAUUUGUUACCUCUCAGACGGCACUGUUUUUGACGUAUAGAUGAUGAAUAUCUUGGCGAGUU